AUGGAUCUUUUAUCACAAUAUCGUGACCCAUUAUCAACAAGAAUUUUAAGUAUGCUUGAAACUGUUGCAUCUAUCCAUAUGAAUGAUUUGUUAUUUAAAGACGCAGUGUACUGUGCAAUCGGGCUUGGUGCGCACGAAUUGUAUGAUGUGCUUGAUUUUGAUUCAUGGCUUGUAAAUAAUUUGUUAAUUGAAGCAGCAAAUGACGUUCCUAGUUUUAAAAUAAUUCGUCGUCGUAUAGCGUGGUUGAUUGGGCGAUGGGUAUGUGUUAAAUUAUCUAAAGAAAAUCGACCAAAAGUAUAUGAUGUGAUGACGUAUUUAAUGAGACCUGAAGAAGAUUUAGUUGUUAGAAUGACUGCAGCUAUUAAUUUAAAAGAAUAUAUCCUUACUUUUGAAAUUGCUCCAUUUGCCGAAAAGAUUACCAAUUUACUUCCACCCAUGUGGCAAGCUGCUCAUAAUGAACAUUUGUUCAAACCUGCUAUUCUUGUAAUUUUGACAAAACUAGUUGAAGCUUUAUCAGACCAAUCUUCCAAGCUUCAUGAAUUUAUAAUUCCGAUAAUUCAAUACAGUGUCGACCCUAAUACUGAAGAACAUGUUUAUCUUUUAGAAGAUGCAUUAGAUCUUUGGUUGGCAACAUUACAAAAUGUCACGGAGUGCACACAAUCUUUGUUUAGUCUUGUUCCAUUAACAAUCACAUUAUUGGAAUUUGGAUCUGAAACAUUAAAGAAAGUUCUUAGAAUAAUUGAAAGUUAUAUUGUUUUAGUACCUGAUUUAUCAAUUCAGACAUAUGCACAUCCAAUAUUAGAUGCUUUUGCUAGGAUGUUGGGCGAUUUAAAACCUGAGGCCUGUCGCUCUAUUAUUCAUGUAUUAGAUACAAUCUUGCAAUGUUGUUCAAUACAGGUUUUAGGUGAAUCAAUAAUUGGUUCGGGUCUAUUAUGGAAAUUAUUAAAUACUAUGCUUUCUGGAAACGAAGAGUAUCCUUAUGUUAUGGUCAGUUAUAUUUCAAUCCUUGCAAGAAUGGUGAUUAAUAACCUUGAAACAUUUUUUCAAUUUAUCAAUGUAGCUGCACAACAAUAUAAUUUGAUUCAAUCAGAUAUAUUAAGUAAAUUAUUAGAAAUUUGGUUGGAUAAGUUUGAUAAUAUUGGACAUCCAAAACAAAGAAAGUUGAAUGCAAUGGCAUUUGCUGCAUUAAUUGCAACGGAUAACCCAGCGAUAUUAAAAUGUUUACAACAAUUUAUUGGUGUGUGGUGUGAUGUACUAAGUGAAGUUAAAGAGUCUGGCGGUGGAGAUGCAUUGGUCUAUUGGCAAGAAGAUUCAGGUGAAGAUGAAGAAUUUACUAUACCUGAAGCAAAAAGGAAAAGAAUAUUAUUACAAAAUGAUCCAAUACAUACAACAAAUCUUAUACAAUUUAUACAUUUGAAAUUAAAGGAAUGUGAAACUAUUAAUGGUGGAGCAGAAAUGUUUAGAAUAAAUUAUCUAAGUAAAGUAGAUGAUGCAUUAUUGGAUCAAUUAAAUA
Entrophospora sp. SA101 is the source of this 1513-nucleotide messenger RNA. NCBI's taxonomy places the organism in Eukaryota, Fungi, Glomeromycota, Glomeromycetes, Entrophosporales, Entrophosporaceae. The record is from the annotation of a GenBank genome assembly.